Molecule: messenger RNA, 2950 nt
Organism: Mizuhopecten yessoensis (Yesso scallop)
Lineage: Eukaryota; Metazoa; Mollusca; Bivalvia; Pectinida; Pectinidae
Exons: 5
Coding region: 476-1501 (341 amino acids)
Biological process (GO): tumor necrosis factor-mediated signaling pathway; extrinsic apoptotic signaling pathway via death domain receptors; immune response
Cellular component (GO): membrane; cell surface
Molecular function (GO): cytokine activity; CD40 receptor binding; tumor necrosis factor receptor binding
Source: RefSeq, a predicted model, not a curated record
CAUACUAAAUAUACAGACAUAGGGGUUGAUAUAAACAGAUAACAAUAAAUUAACGAACAUUGAAAAAGUGAAAAUUUGAAAAUUUACACCGUGAUACACUAAAUGAUACUGACAAUGUUUAUACCAAAUGUUACCUGGUGUUAUCCCAUGAAAUAAUCAUUUGUCGAGCCGGAUACUGUAUCUGUUACUAGAUGAAGGUCAUCGGGAAAAACCUUAUGCCAAAAAUAGAACAAUGGUGGUGACAUCAUUCUCAUUGGCUAGACACUCGCUGUUUGGUAUUCCCAAUCUCUAUUCCUUUUCAAUCACACACAAAGGGAGUGCAAGGACCGUAACUCUGCGUAGAGAUUGGGUAUUCCCCUACAUUGAAAGUCUAGUUCCGGGUCGUUAAUUAAGUGAAUAUAACCGGGGUAGUUUGUACACGUAUUACAAUGUGUAUGAAGACAUGGGGUAUACGUACAGCUCUACAUAAGGAAAGAUGUCUAGCAAUCCGUCUUACUCUCACUACGACAUCCCAUGUGAUAUGUCGAACCCUAAAUACCAGAACAGUGAGAGGUCUGCGAGUAUCUCCACGACUGGAUCGAGUAGCAGCAUCAUCCCCGGGACUUCUGGGUGUGACUUCCGGCCCCUCACCUCAAAGAAAUCGGCUGACCGGUAUUCAUGCGUUUUAAUCAUCAUCGCCAUUUUCCUCGCCUGCUUUUGUGUGGCUCUGGGCACAUGCGUGGCAAUUUUGUUUUCCAAUCUCGAGCAUGUUCGUGCGCAACUGCAGAGAGCAUCUGGUGAUUCGGUUGACCGGAAGGUGUGCCUGCUAUGUGACGAACUUACUAUGUCUCCUUUUGAGGACGAAAAUGCUGCUACGCAGAAACUGGAAGUGACGUCAGAUGACAACGGUGACCGAGUGUGCUGCGCAAACGAUGCAAGACAGUCCAAGGUCAUGUUUGAUCUGUUGUUUAAGAAGAAGAACAAGAUUACAUGCAUUGAAGAAGUGAACGCCGCCCAGACCGCGUGUAAUCGGACAUUGCCUGGUCCUGUCUUGACGGGAAGAGUAUCUGCCCACCUCCACAUAGGUGUCCAAACACCACGCAACGAUCAUGGUGACCAGCCAGUGCGGAAUUGGCAAUCAAACUAUCCGACAUCUCACAUCGAGGGAAUUAACUUAACAAAUGACCGACUGAUCAUCAACACGACCGGACUGUACGUUGUCUAUAGCCAGAUCUACUUCUCCAAGUACGUCCCUCCCACAACGCCCAAGUCCAGCAGUGUCCUUUACCACUACGUGUACCGGUACAACGUCAUCUAUCCCAACACCGGCAACCAACUACUGAUGGAAAGUGUCAGGACCUUGAAGCUUGUCCCCGUGACGUCACAUAGCGACCACACGAGUUACACGUCGGCGACGCUUCGUCUGAAGGUUGGUGACGAAAUCUACGUUAAAGUGUCCAACAUAUCCAUGGUUUCGCGAGCAGAAGAGGCCAGUUUCUUGGGUGUGGUACAGAUAGCGUAACGUCCAAUGGAUGUGGUUUAUACACCAGCACGUCACGGCCGGGGUUCGAAUCUCGGUACUGGUGUGAGCGCUCUCCUGCACCUGCCGACCAAAGCGCAGUUCCGGACCCGCGACUAGAAAACUGCAGGUCCCGUGUCCACUGCACGUUAAAGACAGAUCGUAUCAGACUACAUAUCCAGAUAGGACCCAACGCUGUGGGUCCCGUGUCUACUGCACGUUAAAGACAGAUCGUAUCAGACUACAUACAUGUAUGUGUUGCUUAUUGUAGUUGAACAAUUAUAUAUUUCGUGAAUGGCAGCUGUGUAUUUUAUAUUCCAAAAGAGUGUAUAUUUUUUGAGACAUAAACAAUGUCUAAACAUUCCUACUGUGAUAUAGAAGUUUGAGACAGGAUGAUAUAUAAUGUAAACGUCCAUUUUUUUUUUAUUUUUUUUUCGCGAUUUUCACGCGGUAAACAUUGCGCUCAUUAAUGAUUACGCUGAUGGGACUUUCUGUAAAUGGUUUUGUUCGCGUUUAUUGAUUCAAUUUUGAUCAUUAAUGCCUUAAUCUGUUAAAAUUCGAUAAUACGCUCGCAUUUUUGUCCGCUAACAUGAUAACUUUUACAGUAUAUAGAGUGCUUAUGUGUGUAGAGAGGCAGGGCUGAAAUGGGAAUGAACGAAUGGAAUAAAUCAUGCAUGAAAUAAAAUAUUAAAAAAUAAAACUAAACUAUGCCUUUUUUACGUUGAUAGCAUGUAACCUGUCCCUCGAUGCUAAUGUUGACCGGAGUUGACCCUACGCAGGCACGUUGUGUACUGUAGUAGGUUCAGUUUUACGAACUAAGGCAAGAAAGAGUUAGUUCCCUUUGCAUGCAGAGAAAAAUCUACUUUACUUAUUUUGUAGACGUAGUCGGGCUAGCGGAUUCAAUACUGAAACCUGAUAACGAUUUGAUCUUAUUUGUGAUACCUAAGUCUGUCUCGACCUCAAUCAAGCGUUCCAUAAGGUUUGCUGGUGUGUACAUGCCACCUAAUUAUGUUAUUUUAUUUUCUAACUAUUUUCUAGGCAUCAGAUAAAUGUCUUCUUCAAAUGUCCGCUUCACAAAAGCUUCACAGAAGAAAACCCCUGAUUCUACCGUCAGUUGUCUUAGUAAUAUAGGCACGUAAAUAUUGAUAUGAAACUGGUUUUAUAAACAAAUUUUGAGGUAUUUUUGUUGUUGUUUGUGCAAGAUAUAAAACCAUCAAGUAAUGUAUGAGGGAUGCAGUGUUUCACCUGUUGUUAAUAUGGAAAGAGACGUUCACACCAUUACAUGUUAUUUUGUUUUUCCCGUGUCCCUCUGUAUCCUUUAUAUUACAGCGAACCCGCAAGGUUGUCGUUCCAUCGAUUGAGUCGCCCUUGCUCAACACAGAGGGUAACUGAGGGGGAAACAUCAAUCCCCAUUGUUUUUAUAUGAAAACGAAAAUAUAAGCAAUGCAUACU